Messenger RNA from Gracilinanus agilis (Agile Gracile Mouse Opossum), 2645 nucleotides. It is a transcript of the gene OSBPL10, whose product is annotated as oxysterol binding protein like 10. The transcript is spliced from 11 exons. Gene Ontology annotation, molecular function: cholesterol binding. The record is from RefSeq and is a predicted model, not a curated record. Lineage: Eukaryota; Metazoa; Chordata; Mammalia; Didelphimorphia; Didelphidae. Gene Ontology annotation, cellular component: intracellular membrane-bounded organelle; cytosol; membrane. Bases 1 to 1659 code for a protein of 552 amino acids.
AUGGCUGAGGAAGUGCUUUCGGAUUAUCUGGACAAGGCGGGCUUUGGGGAUGUCUCUGUUUCAGACAACCUGGGAUGGCGCGGGCCCAAGUCACAUUCCACAGAACCACUGAAAAAUGGGACAGUCGGCUUGUGGCCUUCGUCUACCGCCAAUGUCGCAUGGGCAUCCUUACCUAGUGCUGCAGAAGCCUCCAUACCGGAGCUGGCCCAGGUUGGAGACAAGCAAAUAUCGCCAACAUCCUCUUACUACUGGAGUGCAUAUCAAUUCCUUCCUGCACCCACGUCGUCCUCAUCUCUGCACCAAAUUACUCGUUCUCCAUCAGUGAUCCAGGAGGAACCGAAAAUCGAAAGUACCUCGGAGACUCAACUGUUGAAUCCGGAAGGGCUGGAAGGGACUUCGGAAAGCAGCAACUCCAGCCCCUUCAUCAUCCAGGAAUCAGAUUCACUAGAAGGCCUAUCAGAUGAGGAGACAACUGAUACUGAGGAUCAUGGGGAGGAUGGGGAGUCGGAAUCAACUGAUCACCGGAGUGUUAUCCUGCACCUAAUCUCCCAACUUAGAUUCGGGAUGGACCUCACCAAAGUUGUGUUUCCCACCUUCAUCCUGGAGAAGAGGUCCCUCCUGGAAAUGUUUGCUAACUUCAUGGCCCAUCCAGACCUGCUCUUGUCCAUAGGGUCCGGGGCGACUCCCGAGGACAGAGCCAUCUCUUUUGUGGAGUAUUACCUGACGUCUUUCCAUGAGGGCCGCAAAGGCUCGGUGGCCAAGAAGCCCUACAACCCCAUCAUAGGGGAGACGUUUCUCUGCUCCUGGGACGUCCCCCAGGACCGCAUCAGGCCCUUACAAAGAGAGAAAAUCAUGGAACCUGAGGCGGAGGCUAAGGCUAAAGCCGAGGCUGAGGCUGAGGCCGUGGUGAAGGCUGAGGCUGAGCCAGAACUAUACAAGUUGAGGUUUGUGGCUGAGCAGGUGUCCCAUCAUCCCCCAGUGUCCUGUUUUUACUGUGAGUGCAAGGAGAAAGGAUUAUUUGUGAAUACUCACGUAUGGACCAAAAGCAAGUUCAUGGGCAUGUCUGUAGGGGUGUCCUUGAUUGGGGAAGGCACUCUGCGGCUUACCGACUAUGAGGAGGACUAUGUUUUCACGCUGCCCAGUGCUUACGCCCGCUCCAUUCUGACCAUCCCGUGGGUGGAGCUUGGCGGCAAAGUCACCAUGAACUGUGCCAAGACCGGUUACUCGGCGCUGGUGGUCUUCCACACCAAGCCUUUCUACGGAGGGAAGGUCCACAGAGUCACAGCAGAAGUGAAGCACGAUCCCACCAACACCAUUGUGUGCAAGGCCCAGGGCGAGUGGAAUGGCAUCUUGGAAUUUACAUAUAGCAGUGGACAAACCAAAGUGGUCAACACGGCCACAUUGCCCGUCUACCCAAAGAAGAUUCGGCCCAUUGAUAAGCAAGGACCCAUGGAAUCCAGGAACCUCUGGAGAGACGUCACGAGCUGCAUGAGGGAGGGCAAUAUGAGCCUGGCCACCGAGUUCAAGAGGCACCUGGAGGACCAGCAGCGCAAGGAUGAGCAGAAUCGGGCUGAGCUCAAAGUGGAGUGGCAGCCCAAGUAUUUUAGGAAGGAGGGUAAUGGCUGGGUGUUUGCGAAACAUCUGUGGACAGCCCAAUGACGAGGAUAAAACGCAGUGUUCUCCAAGAUAGAGCUGCCUUUAUGGGCAUUAAAAUGGUGCCAUAUAUGAGGUUCAGGGGGAUUGGCCAAGUCCUACUGGGAUGUUCAAAUGUUCUUUGGAUUUUUUUUUUUUAAAGGACAGAACAGUCGUGUAUUCUGAGUGACACCCCUCCAGAGUCUAGCUGAAUCCUCAAGUCACACGUGUAAAGAUGUGUGAGUGCGUGUUCAGUGUGGAUGGGUGUGUAAGCGCCGUGUCUGUGGUUUACACACACACAAACACACACACACACACAGGCAGAGACCAGGCAUGACGAUUACCCUGGUAAAAAUGAACUGCCGAUGAUCGCGAGGACUUUUGUAUAAAUGAGGGUCGACUUUUUCUAUUUUUCCCUUUGCUCAAAGUUUUGUGCACUUAAAAUGGGAUUCCUUCCUGGCGUGUCCCAAGGAAGGUGAAUGGAUUCUGUCCAGCUGGCCACGCCACAUCCAUUUGGUCCGUAGAGCAUCUCAUUCUUUUGGGGUGGGGCAGAGGGGGUGAUGGGAACUGUGGCUUCUCCCCUACUUCCAAACUGAAUAAGUAACCCGGUCCUUUGACCCUGACCCUUCUCUUGGGUCCUGGCUGUUGAGCUCCUGUGGUGGGCGCCUUCCAAAGAAUGGUUUCCAUGGCAUGUUUCCAUGAUGGCAGCCACUGGGGUUGUCUCAGAAGAGCCCUCUGAGAAAGAAAGCUCUGCUUGCUAGCAGAGCGCUUGGGGAGAGGGGAGAUGGGCCCGGUGCUUCUAGGUGGGCAGUCAAGCAGGGUUUGGUGCAAGCCCCCUUUUCCUCCAUUCUUGAGCACCCAUUGGAGGGUGGAUUUCCCCCCUGCCUGUCCGAUUUAGUUUUUUGACAUUUUUCUCACCAUAGAAACCAAGUCUAACCCUUUUUAGAUGCCAUUUUGCCAGUGGAAACAUAAGCCUUUGGAAACAAUUCCUUUUGUGAUUUGAAAAAAGGGGC